CUUCGGCCUCCUGCUUUUCAGAUUGAAGGGACUUGUGCUUCUCGCUCUCUCUCCGCCAGUGGCAGCGUUUGAAGGAGGAUCUUUAAAAAAAAAUCAUUGCAAAGGUCAUCAGAAAUUCUUUGGAAGGGAGCGUUUCCGCCUUGAGCAGAGAAUGGCCCAAAGUCCUGCUCUGUCCCGGACCGUCGUCUCCUUGGGGCUCCUCUUCUUGGUCCACGGAACCCACUGCUUGUUCUUGCCCAACGCAACCCACCUGGAAAGCAUCUUGAACCGAUACCAGGAUCCGCAGCCCCACUCCAGGAUCAGGAGGGCCAUUUCCCGAUCCGACAAAGAGGAGAUCCUGAUGCUUCACAAUAAGCUGAGAGGCCAGGUCUACCCUUCGGCAUCCAACAUGGAGUACAUGAUAUGGGAUGAUGAGCUGGAGAGAUCUGCUGAAUCCUGGGCCCAGCAAUGCGUUUGGGAUCAUGGCCCUGCCACCCUCCUGAUGUCUAUUGGUCAAAACCUGGCAGUUCAUUGGGGCAGGUACCGAUCUCCAGCAUUCCAUGUCCAGUCUUGGUAUGAUGAAGUUAAGGACUACACAUACCCGUAUGCUCACGAAUGUAAUCCGUGGUGCCCCGAGAGAUGCUCUGGACCGAUGUGCACUCAUUACACACAGAUUGUUUGGGCCACCACCAAUAAGGUCGGCUGUGCUGUGAACGUCUGCCAGAGGAUGAAUGUGUGGGGCGAGACCUGGGAAAAUGCCGUCUACCUGGUCUGCAACUAUUCUCCCAAGGGGAACUGGAUCGGAGAAGCGCCAUACAAACACGGCAGACCUUGCUCUGAGUGCCCACCUAGUUACGGAGGAGGCUGCCAGAAUAACCUGUGCCACAAAGAUGAUCGUUAUGUCCCAAAGCCGGAGGUGGAGGAGACCAACGAAGUGGAGACGCCCCAAGUGACAGAGGACAAACAUACGUGGGUGCAAGAGAGGGUGACCAAACCCACCAAGGAGAGGAAAUCGUCUGCCGCAACUUACAUGACACAAGCCAUAAAGUGUGACACCAAAAUGAGGGACAGAUGCAAAGGAUCGACCUGUAACAGAUACCUGUGUCCGGCUGGCUGCUUGAACAACAAGGCAAAAGUGUUUGGGACUUCCUUCUACGAAAGCUCCUCCAGCAUCUGCCGAGCGGCCGUUCAUUCUGGGAUGCUGGAUAACCGAGGAGGCCUGGUGGAUAUCACCCGGAGGGGCAGAGCCGACUUCUUUGUGAAAUCGGCAAGAAACGGUGUCGAGUCUUUAAGCAAAUUCAAACCUUCAAAUUCCUUCGUUCUUUCAAAAGUCACAGUGCAGACGCUGGACUGUUACACCACGGUGGAGGAGCUCUGUCCAUUCAAGAAACCAGCCGCUCAUUGCCCCAGAUCCUACUGUCCAGCUUACUGCAAAGAAGAACCUUCCUAUUGGGCACCGGUUUACGGCACGAACGUUUAUGCAGAUAGUUCCAGUAUCUGCAAGGCUGCCGUGCACGCUGGAGUCCUGACGGAUAACGCUGGCGGUUACAUAGAUGUGAUGCCUGUGGAGAAGAAGAAAUACUACAAAGGUUCCCUGAAGAAUGGGAUCCAAUCAGAGAGCCUAAAGACCCCAAGAGAUGGGAAAGCCUUCCGAAUUUUUGCCGUGAAGCAGUAAAUUUCCUGGAGCGCAUUGGAAGGAGAACGUUGCAGCGUUCCGGAGAGAUGGGAAGAUGAAGCGUGAUGGCGUUUGUCCUGAAAUGUAGUACGAGAAAAACUCUGUUAGCCAAACUCUUCCUUCAGGGGAAAACAGAACUAAAAGUGGGAGGGAUACCUUUCUGAUUUGACCGAUUUACAUCUUAUCGGCAUCAGCUCAGUCACGUAUUAUAUCUAAUUUCCGGUCAUCUGACAAUGGUUGUAAGUUCAGAUAAUGAGGCAGAGAGAUUAACAUCUCCCCUUGUCCAAAGAUAGUGUAUUACAUGUCAUGGGAUUGACUGUUACUGAAAUGAGAGGGGGUGGGGUGGGGACUCACGAAAUGGCUGACAUUAUGUAGAAGAAGGACCAAGAUGGAUGGAGAAUUUUCACAUCAACUUGGAGGCAGCUCCUCUAGAAAUUCCCCUCGAUAAUUUCCCAUUGAAUAAAGAACUGCCACUUGGGGGAAAUCUUGAAUGGUCAAAAAUAGGAUAAAUUGGAUCCACUGAGUAUAAUGUUGUAGACUUGUUCUGGAGUCAUUGGAAAAGACAGUGAAACUGUGGUACCUUUCUGGGCAGGUGGGAUGAAAAGAAAGCAGCCUUGGGAAAUAACACCUCUUCCUGGAAAUUGUGCAUUUCUAGAGAAGAAGUGGGAAAUAGAAGCAAUCUGGGUUUGCUGGCCAAACCAUGUAAGGAAGUUCGGAAGCUAGGUGGUGUUCGCUAGAAGUUCAAAGAAUUAGGAUCCCCAUCUGGGCACAUUUCGAUUGAUAGUAAGUUAAGACAGCAUUGAUUUAUUUCCAAGUAAAUGCAAUUUAUUUUAUUCAGCAGUGCUGGUCAUAUUCUUAUAUAAGCAAUGCUCUCUAAAAAAAUGGUCUUUAUUUUGCUAGAAAGUUAAGUAUCUUUACAAAGGAUAUGUGCUUUUCUUAAUUUGUACAGAUUUUGGCUUUAUUAUUUACAUAUCUAUAAUUAUUAAAAAGCCAAUAGGGCUGAACUUG
Heteronotia binoei (common prickly gecko) is the source of this 2662-nucleotide messenger RNA. RefSeq names its product cysteine rich secretory protein LCCL domain containing 2 (gene CRISPLD2). Lineage: Eukaryota; Metazoa; Chordata; Lepidosauria; Squamata; Gekkonidae. Gene Ontology annotation, cellular component: extracellular region. Bases 152 to 1654 code for a protein of 500 amino acids. The transcript has 15 exons. The record is from RefSeq and is a predicted model, not a curated record.